This is a messenger RNA of Malassezia globosa CBS 7966, 3291 nucleotides long. RefSeq lists its product as uncharacterized. The record is from RefSeq and is a predicted model, not a curated record. The coding region runs from base 1 to 3291 and encodes 1096 amino acids. Lineage: Eukaryota; Fungi; Basidiomycota; Malasseziomycetes; Malasseziales; Malasseziaceae. Gene Ontology annotation, molecular function: protein binding. The transcript has a single exon.
AUGUCGUCCAUGUAUCUGCCUUCCGCCAUGGACGAACAAAUGAUCAUGUCUUCAAAUGCAUUGGACUCCGUUUUUUCUCCAGCCACGAUUGAUUCAUUUGAUCCAGCACAUGAUAAAUACCAAACGCAUGGCAAUAUCUCCAUGGACGCGGACCUUCCGUCUCAGGCGUCUGUCAAUGAAGAACCUUUAUCAGCUGGUGUAGUGAAUUCUGCGGCCAGCAGCUCCCGUUUGCCAGAUACUGACAGCAGUUCCGGCGUUUGUAUCUCCCCUAACACCAAUUUCAAGCCCAGUGUGUCCAUGACCGGAUUGCCAUUUGCUACCACGGAUGUGAAUAGCAUCGCUCCAGCCUUGAUGGAAAAUGCUGUUGGCGAUUCAAAAGUUCCGGCUAUGUCACCGGCUCAGGUGCCAUUAUCUAACGCAGCAAAUGAUGCGUCUUUGACCCUUACCUCAAUCAGGACGAUUUGGCCGAGUCGUUCGAAUUUACCAUCUGACAUGAAAAUCCUCGUGAAUGGUGUCCCCGCCAUCGGCGCCAAGUCUCGUGUUGAGACACAAAUUCGCAUGCGCAUUGAACUUGUGCAUCCCAUUCCGACCGACAAUCCACAAGUGGCUCCGCAAUACGAGCGGAUCGGCUCCUUCACCCACAUCAAGGUACCGCCGCUAAGCGGCACAAAGCGCAAGUCGAAAAAACACCAGAAACUCCAUGUACCGCUUGAGUCCACACUUGUGCUUGAUGCAGAGGUAAUCAAUGCGACUCCUCCGCACUCUCGUGUUUACGUAUGCAACAGCUGUCGUGAGCGUGAGCGGAAGCGCGCGCAUCGUAAAAAGAGCAAGGUAUCUCUGCAAACGAUAAACCCGACGGAGGAAGAAAUGUCUGCGAUUGGCAUCGACCCGAAAUCGCCGGAUGCGGUCGAGCGAGCGGUUUCUUACCUAGAGGAAGAAGAACGCAAGCAUGCUGUCUUGUUCAACUGUGGCGACUAUGUCGACUUUCAUGACGGCGAAGUCGUCCUAUCCACACGUAUUACAUGCUACUGUCGUCACCACCGCGAGAAGAUUGGCUUUCACAUCAUCUUCACAUUGCGGAAUCAUAAAGGCGAAUUUAUCGCUACCGGAAGCACACCGCCCAUAAUGAUUAUGGAUGAUCAUAAGUCUGUAUCGCAGGCGACCACGGUGAGUAGGCUGAACGAAAGCCGGCUGCGCUCCAAUGCGCAAGACAGGGCUUUUUCGCCAUCUCGCACAAUUGAGACACCAUCUCGUAUGCGCGAUCGGCCAAAACCCUACGACGAUAGCAGCCGCUAUCGUCGUUCUCUGCCGCGCGAAACUUCUCAACCGCCUUUGCUGCAGGACUCAAGUCGCAUGUCUUUUCCUGUAAGUGAGUCAAUCGGGGCGUCUUGGUUGCGCAGCGUGUCGCCUGUAUCGUUGGAUGAAUCCAUGCCCAACAGUAGCAUGACUUUGCAUGAGGCGGCCUUGUCAAGUCCUGUUCAAAUGAGUGGCUUGCCGCCAUUUCCUCCUUUACCGCGGCUAAGUGAAGACCACCGGUCUGAAGCGAGUGUAUCUUUAUCUAUACCUCGUAUCACGAAGCUGGUUCCAGUCGAGGGACCAACCACUGGUGGGAUUGAGAUUACCGUGCUUGGUGAAAACUUCCGAAAUGGAAUCCAGUGCGUGUUUGGCGAUAUGCCAAGCACAUUUACCCGCGUAUGGGCUCCCACCACACUUGUCUGUAUCCUGCCUCCCAGCUUUCGUCCUGGUCCUGUCAUCGUUCGCUUACAAGACCCCACGCCACCGCAAGCCCUUCUUGAACCGGGUGGCUCUCAUCCCCUCCAGCUAUUUACAUACAUUGACUCGACUGACAGGGCACUGAUGGAGCUAGCUCUUCAGGUCGUCGGCAUUCAAAUGACAGGUCAAUUUACAUCAGCUCGUGAUAUUGCUAUGCGCAUCGUAUCUGCUUCACAGGGCAACGAGGCUUCCUCUUCGCGCGGCAUGGCGUCUCAAGGUAACGGGGUUGGCAAUGGAAUGUGCAACAAACUCUCUUCAGGCUCAGGUGUGCCUGAUGUGUCCGAUGUGCUCUCUUCUGGACUACGCUUGAACAGUACACGAUCAUCCAAAUUGCCCGGCGUCCAAGACUCACUGCUCGGCUUCUUAACACUCCUAGAUGUUGACAUGAACUCGUCAUCUGAUAAGCCAUUCCAGCGCAACGCUAUUCAUGCAUGCAAUUCUAGUGGCCACACGCUCUUGCAUCUCGCAGUGAUUCACAAUUUCCACCGACUAGUCUCAGAUCUUUUGCAUCGUGGAUGCCCUGUCAAUGCGCGUGAUGCUAAUGGUUACACGGCACUGCACUUUGCUGCUUUGCACGGCUGGAUGGAGGUGACCAAGUUGCUUCUUUUGCAUGGCGCGAAUCCUUAUGAUAUAAAUGAAGAAGGGCUCAUCCCCCUCGAAGUGGCUCGUCGUUCUGAAAAAAUCGAUGUCGAGCGUAUGCUUAUUGAGUGGGUUGACUAUGACGACAACGAAUCUCUUGAUGCUGAAGUUGGCAACGACACAUCUGACGAGGAAAUAACAAUGAGUGAUGCUGACCAGGAGCUGGAUUAUUACGUCGAUGAUGAGACAGAGACAGAGACGGAUGAUGAAGCUGAAGAUGCCGAUGAGCAAAAUCGAGGAAAGAGGGAAGAGCACGACACCUCUGAGUCGGAAGAAUGGGUCUCCUUUGGUGAUCUUGCGAGUAUUGAUCGGGUGUCGUGCACAUCGAGUGCGCCUGGUUUGCCGACGGAACGCGAGCCACGAAUCCCUGCUUCUCCGGAUCAGCCGCAUCCACGCCGACCUAGCAACCUCCUGCAAGCCCUUCCACCGUGGGAUCACGAAGUCAAAUUGCCAGGCCCCAUCCACUCCCCGCCGCCGACAUAUGAUGAAGCAACCACUACCUUCAAGGGUGAGCCCAGCUCAUCGAAACACAUUGACGGUGAAAAACUCAUAACAAGCCCCGACUCACUCACAUUGUCACGCACUCAACAUCCAAUGACUCUCGCGAAUGAACGGGAGUUUGCGUACAUACGGAAGGAACGUCGAAGCAAUCGUAUGGCCCGACACCGUCGCUCCAACGAAAGGUCGAAAGAAACAGCGACAGAGACCGUUGUCCGACCACGGCAAGGCGUGUACGACGAUCGCAUGUUGCUUUGGUUCUGGAUCCCUGCCAUGCUACUGGCUCUGUUGGUCCCCUUCGUGCUCCAGACUCGCACGUUUGCCUCGUUCUAUGAAGGUUCCUGGCUGCAGCGUAUCACUCAAUUAACCUCCCCCAGUUGA